CUAACAUCUGCCCAAAACCAGACGGAAGUCGGAAGUCGCAGGAAGAAACACCAAAAGACAGGACUUGUGUUAUUUUUGACUAGUUCGAGAUAUACACCAAUAUUUUUUCAACCAAAGGCACCAUGGCGCGCCGAAGUCGUGUAGCUGUCGUGGUGGCCUUGGCUGCUUUGGCCGCUUACGCCACCACGGCCACAUGCUUUGUAGCUUCGCCUUGGCGCGACGUCGUGCGAGGGCACCGAACUAGCGCCCUCGCUGGGCGCACAACUUCUACAGCGGCCGGGAGAGCGUGCUCGGCGCCGGGAGAGCUGGGCAGGCCACUUGCCAUUUGCCUGGCUGCGGCUGUCCUGGCCUGCGGGGGCCUGCGGGGCCUCCGGCCUCGCCAUGGACUGCCCACCUGCCGAGAGGGCCGCGUGGCAAGGAGGGCGUGGCCCUGGGAGGAAGAAGAUCCGUAUGCCAAGUGCACUGCCCUGAAACUCCAGCUGGGCAUGCAAUUCUCGAAGAACAUGCUGACAACGCUCAACAAACUGGCAGAUGGGGCCGACACGUCUUCAGAUGCGGGACUCCACCAGCUGAUGUUGGACGUGGUUUUGGCCCUCAAGCGCUCCGAGACGACCUGGCGCUAUGCGGAUUGCGUGCAGCUGCUCUUCGACGCCGAAGAUGAGGGUCGAGCAGCGGCCGGCAAGUUGCAGCGGUGGGGCCUGGAGGCACAAGAGAAGUGGGGUGAUGGCGACUGGGAGAAGGAGAAGGAGAAGCGCAUGACGGAGUAUGUAGUGGUGACGCUCAUGAUCAGCUGCUAUGGCGCCAUCCUUGAGGAGAAGGAGGACAAGAUCCGCUCGGCCGCCGAUGUGAAGAAGAUCCUGGGUGCAAUCAGCGAGGUCCAGGAGGAUGAGCUGCUACAGCUGGACGUCCAGUGGAUCCCUGAGGAGGAGGGCGACUCCCUCUCCGCCAUGGAAGUCACGAUGAAGUUCCCAGAGCUGGUGAUGAUCUAACGCUUUUGGCCGCUGAAGCCUGAAGCCACCACGGUCGCUCGACCGUCGCUCAGCGUCGACCCAUUCUUUGGGCGACCGGACGAGCACGGUCGCUCGCGGAGCCCCCACACCGCGGAGCCUUAAAGGUCCACGUAGUACCGUACUUCGAUCAUUUUCGAUCUAUCCUUCGC
Molecule: messenger RNA, 1159 nt
Organism: Durusdinium trenchii
Lineage: Eukaryota; Dinophyceae; Suessiales; Symbiodiniaceae
Source: the annotation of a GenBank genome assembly